Messenger RNA from Polyodon spathula (Mississippi paddlefish), 5799 nucleotides. RefSeq names its product signal peptide, CUB domain, EGF-like 2 (gene scube2). Gene Ontology annotation, cellular component: cell surface. The transcript is spliced from 23 exons. Gene Ontology annotation, biological process: signal transduction. The record is from RefSeq and is a predicted model, not a curated record. Gene Ontology annotation, molecular function: calcium ion binding. Bases 112 to 3180 code for a protein of 1022 amino acids. Lineage: Eukaryota; Metazoa; Chordata; Actinopteri; Acipenseriformes; Polyodontidae.
CCUUCGUCAAGCCUGCUGACAGAAUAGCAUGGAAAUGAGACUGACACUUGGUCAUUUUCUCAGUGCAAACGCGUCCUUGCAAGAAGACACCUAUCCUCGGAUCAUAUCAUUAUGGGAGCUGUUUGUUUUGCCAGGCACUUUUGUUUGUUUUUCCUCUUGUUAAAUACUCAUCAAAGCACCGCAAGCGCAGGGAUUAAGGAUGUAGAUCACUGCGCUGAAGGAACCGAUGCCUGUCAUUUAGACGCUAUUUGUCAAAAUACACCAAAGUCUUACAAGUGCACAUGCAAAGCCGGUUACAAGGGCGAUGGAAUGCGAUGUGAAGACGUUGAUGAAUGUGAUAAUGAAUAUGAUGGGGGCUGUGUACACGAAUGCAGCAACAUUCCAGGCAAUUACCGCUGCUCUUGUUUUGAUGGAUUCAUGUUAGCACAUGAUGGACAUAACUGUUUAGAUGUGGAUGAGUGUGCGAUGAAUAAUGGUGGCUGUCAGCAUGUUUGUGUCAACGCAAUGGGCAGCUAUGAGUGCCAGUGUAAACAAGGCUUCUUCCUGAGUGACAACCAGCACACGUGCAUCCAUCGCUCUGCAGAGGGAAUGAGCUGCAUGAACAAAGAUCACGGCUGUGCCCACAUCUGCAAGGAGGCUCCGAGAGGGGGCGCGGCUUGUGAAUGCAGACCUGGUUUUGAGCUUGCCAAGAACCAGAGGCACUGCAUCUUGACGUGCAAUCAUGGAAACGGUGGCUGCCAGCACACCUGCGAUGACGCUGACCACGGACCGAUUUGUGGAUGUCACCAGAAGUAUGCCCUCCACUCUGAUGGGAAAACAUGCAUAGAGAAGGAUGAGGCUGCAGUUGAGAGCUCAGUGUACAAUGCCACGUCAGUAGCUGAUGUGGACAAGCGGGUGAAACGGCGACUGCUAAUGGAAACGUGUGCGGUUAACAAUGGAGGCUGCGAUCGCACUUGUAAAGACACCUCUACGGGCGUUCGGUGCAGCUGUCCAGUAGGAUUUACAUUGCAGGCCGAUGGAAAGACCUGUAAAGAUAUUGAUGAAUGCCAGUUCCAUAAUGGAGGAUGUGAUCAAUUCUGUAAAAACACGAUUGGGAGUUUUGAAUGCAGCUGCAAAAAGGGAUUCAAGCUUUUAACAGAUGAGAAAUCUUGCCAAGAUAUCGAUGAGUGCUUCUUUGAAAGAACAUGUGACCACACCUGCGUUAAUUACCCAGGAAGCUUUGAGUGCGUGUGUAAGAAAGGAUUCACCCUGUAUGGGCUGGCACAUUGUGGAGAUAUUGAUGAAUGCAGCAUCAACAAUGGAGGUUGUGAGCACAGCUGUGAGAAUACAGUGGGGAGCUUUGAGUGUCAUUGUCAUUUGGGCUACAAACUCCACUGGAACAAGAAGGACUGCAUUGAAGCAGAGGGUCUGCCUGUGGCUAAAAGGCCUUCUAAAGCCAUGUUAAACUGCAGUAAAUUGGAAGGAAACGACUGCUGUUUUCUGACAUGCCAAUCGCAUGUGCACAUCCUAACUGGGUUUGAAGAUUCAUACACUGUGACCUGUGGGUUGCCUUACCAUUGCUCCAGUAAUGGGCUCAGAAGCAAAAAUACCUCUAAUUGCUUUGGGAUGGAUUCUGGAAACACACCACGGAUAAAGACAACAGCAACUUUUAAACCAAGUGCAGGGAGAUGCAAUUUGAAAAGAAGCCAAGAGAAGCUUAAAGAAGGUCUAAAACUAGCUCUUUCAGACAAAAAGAACCCUUACACCGAGAACAUCCAGUUCAGUUUUUUAAGCCUGAGAUGUGUCUCAGCAAGGAAGAUUCGCAGCCGGCACGGACGGAAGGCAGGCGAGGACGAGGGCUCGUCGAUUACCGCCGAAUUUGAGUUCGAAAUGAACCUGCAGGAGGUAACAGAAUCUUGCGACUUGGGAUGCGUGCGUAAGCGAUCUGAGAAACGACUGCGCAAAACUAUCCGGACGCUGAGAAAGUCUAUCAACAGGGAUCAGUUCCACAUGCGCUUCGGGGGCACUGAAUAUGAGCUGCCAAAGAAGAAUGCCAAAGCUCUGGAUUCGUCGGAGCACUGUGGCACUGGGCAAGUGCUCUGGGACAAUACAUGCGUUAGCUGUAGUGCCGGUACGUACUACGAUGGGGAGCAGGGAAGGUGUGCACUGUGCCCGCCCGGCACGUACCAAGACGAGGAGGGGCAGCUCUCGUGCGAGGCCUGCCCUGGUCCUGAGAGUCUGGCGAGCCCAAGAACAGCCGGGGCUCGGAACAUUUCAGAAUGUGGAGGUCAGUGCCAGCCAGGUGAAUUCUCUCCCGAUGGUUUUAAACCCUGCCAGCCCUGUCAUCUAGGGUCCUACCAGCCCGAAGCGGGGCGUACCACCUGCUUCUCCUGCGGGGGAAACCUUAUAACUAAACACAGCGGAGCAGUGACAUUCCAGGACUGUGAAACAAAAGUUCAGUGUUCCCCUGGGCAUUUUUAUGAUACCACAACGCACAGAUGCAUUCGUUGUCCAGUGGGGACAUAUCAGCCAGAGUUUGGGCAGAACUACUGUGUGGCAUGUCCGGGAAAUACUACAACUGAUUUUGAUGGCUCAACAAAUGUAACUCAGUGUAAAAAUAGACAAUGUGGAGGGGAACUCGGAGACUUUACUGGAUUUAUUGAGUCCCCGAAUUACCCAGGAGACUACCCAGCAAACACUGAAUGUACCUGGAACAUUAACCCACCGUCGAAGCGGCGUAUUCUCAUUGUAGUCCCUGAGAUAUUCCUGCCCAUCGAAGACGAAUGUGGAGACUAUUUAGUCAUGAGGAAAAGCUCUUCAUCUAAUUCUGUAACAACAUAUGAAACCUGCCAAACAUACGAGCGUCCAAUAGCUUUCACAUCAAGGUCGAAAAGAUUGUGGAUUCAGUUUAAAUCAAAUGAAGGCAACAGUGGGAAAGGCUUUCAAGUACCCUACGUCACUUAUGAUGAGGACUAUCAAGAGUUGAUUGAAGACAUUGUCCGAGAUGGCAGAUUGUAUGCAUCAGAGAAUCACCAGGAAAUACUAAAGGACAAGAAACUGAUCAAGGCCCUGUUUGACGUCCUGGCCCAUCCUCACAAUUACUUCAAAUACACAGCGCAGGAGUCAAGAGAAAUGUUUCCAAGGUCUUUUAUUCGCUUCCUGCGCUCCAAAGUUUCCAGGUUCCUGCGGCCUUACAAGUAGCUAUAAACUACUUGCACCUGGACAACUAUUAUUUUUUUUUUCCUUUUCUUUGUACAACUUCUUAGAAUAAAGUCAACAAGGAGCUGACAGAAUCUGGGGAUAACUGGGAACAUGUUGAGGAGAACAAGAAUGCUCAGAAGGACAGAGAUGAAUUUAUUACUCUAGACAAGACUUUCUGACAACAUAUAUAUAAUUGUGCUUACUGCAGAUGACUUCUUUCAGCUUUGAGAAAUGAUCUAAAAGAGAUAUCAUGAUAUGUUUUUCUGUUUAAAAAUGUGGGGGUAAAAAGGAAUUGUGUCUGUUGCAAUGGCACAAACAAACAUUUGAAUUGAUUUAGUACUUAUGUUCAAACUAAAUGGGUUGUCUGAUAUUGAAUAAAAUGCACUGGUAUUAGAUUAGAGUCCAACUAAGUAAAGUCCAAAUUAUAAAGUCUGUGUUAUAUGAACUAAUAGAAUAAUGUCCAUCAUGGGAGUAGAAAUAUUUAGAAUAGUCCAAUUAAAGUCAGUGAAUGUGUGGAGUUUUAGAAGCGCCUAUUCUAGCUUAGAGACAGCACUGAGCAGUCGCCUCGUCGAAUAGAAAGUGACAGAACCUCAGAGUCUGAAGUCACGUGAUUGUGAAGUCACUGUAAAGUGCAGUAGCAGUUGCAAACCAAUAACACGUCCAAUUACAUUUUAGAACAUCAAAAUUCUAAGCAGUUUUCAAAUGUAAAGAACAAACAGCAAAGGGUUACAAAACAGUAAAUUCACAAAUAAAGCACCAGGCAUUAUCAAAUACAUCAUCAGAAUAGUUUUUAAAGUGUUGUCUAGGCGACCUAUUUGACUAUUUCUAUCUGUCAAAUUAGUUGCUUUUCUAACCCUCAUAAAACAUUCCACACAUUCAAAUAGCAAUUUAAAUUUAAAAGCAGAUUACACGUUUUCCCCUUAUGUAACAUUUAAACUAUGGCUGUAGACCACGGAAUCUCAAAGGUCAUAAAUACAAUUCUCAAAUAAAUGACUGUGUGUACAGAUAUUGUUCUUUAUCAUUGCAUUUGAUGUGUUGAGUGUUUAAAACCUGUUAUGCAGGAAAUGUCAGUUUUUAAAUAGGCGGUUCCUGAUAGAGAAGAAAAUAAUGUUCUCUUUGUAUUCCUCAAUUGAAAAGAUUAUUUAAUACUAAAAAAAAUAAAAUAAAAAAAAGCUAGUCCCCCAUUUAUAUUAAAGGGGUGUGUUUAUAAGCAUAUGUUAUCAUUUAAAAUGAUGCUGUGUUCAAUAAAGUGCUUAACCAAGACAAAAGAAUAUAGGAAUAAAUUGAGUGCUUGUGAAUUAUGAUAAAGAUGCCAUUGACACCAUGACAUGAAGAAAGCAAUGGCACCAGAAUGAUACAGUAUUUCCCAUAGUUAUUAUGGAGGCUGAUGACAAAAAUAAGGGAGAGUUGGGUCCUCUGAUUCUUUUAUGCUGAAGUUGAAUCAAUCUAGGUUACACUAAUUCAAGAACUAAGGUUUAUGAAUUAUUGAAAUAAUAGAACACAAUAAAGGUGAUACUUGUAAAUGCAGAUGUAAAUAUGUUUAGGUGAGACUAACAGUGUUUUAGGGAUUAAUGCUGUGAUGUUUUAGCUUGAGUUUAAUAAUUUCCAUGGCUUUAAAAUACUAUAGUAUACUAUACAGUAGUACUCUUUUUUUAUAUAUGGAUACAUUUGGAUAUCAUACUAAUUAAUUAAGCUAAUACUUGUGGACCAGCAUGCUCGCAGGCUACUCUAUACUCUAUAUGUUAUAUUAGACAGUGAAAGUUGCUCAAUCAGAAGCGGGCUGUGAAAAGGGUACUUAACUAAAUGCAGCCAGGCAGAAUACAUUCAGCAAAUUCACUUACUUAACAUGUUUUGAGAUCCCAAAAGGUCAUGGAAUGUUUUUUUGUAUUGUACGUCAAUACAGAGUAUAAAUGUUGUGGAAUUCGCUGUGAAUGCUUAAAUGCGUAGACCCAGUGACAUCUGCUGGUGAAUACAUGAGCAUAUGUAAUGCAACUGCCUCCUUGUCUUUGGUAACUGCAAGCUCUAAGAGGCUGGUUAGCCUUUGGAACAUCCUUGCAAAUUGUAUAUAUUGUAAAAAUUGUAUUUACAUUGACCAUUGGUAAAUUGAGGCAAGCAAUUUUAACUAAGCUUUGAGGAUAAUGCCCUUACUUUUGUGCAUCCACCUCUGUUUCCAAAUCCGUAUUUCCAGACAUGGUCCAAUAGUUUUCAGAAAGGCAUUUAUUUCAUUAGUGGAUUUGCUCACUGUCCACUGUUUUAUUGUCAAGCUGUUUUGCAUGGUGUAGCCCUCCCUUUCAUUCAAAUGCUACUGUACCAUUAUUGAAAUUGCCUUUAUUAUGCAUUGUUCAAUUUUUUAACAUGUGUCAACAUAUUUGAAAAGGUUUGUCUCUUUUUUCAUUUUAUUGGAAAUGUAGGCCAGCGAUCUUCAUAUGUAGUAAAAUGUAUGAGUCAAAAGUUUAAAGUAUACCUUUUUUGGGGGGAAUGGAAGGAAUGGUGUAGAUGAAUUCAAACUACUCUUGUGACACACUGAGUAAUUAAAAUAUUUCCCUUUGCCCUGUGACCUAUUAAACACCCUCUAUAUUUUCUAUAUGAUGCAUAUGCUUGUAAUAUAUGUUUGUUAUA